UUCGACACAUUCUAAAAUACGUGAAUUUUUACUGAAAAUUUAGUAACUAUUUUCUGCUUAAAAAUGAGUAACAAAUUAAGAAUGUUUUCAAGGAUGAUGUCCACGGGUACGAGAGUGCCUCAAGUUUGCAUUGUUGGUGCGGGUCCUGCCGGUUUCUACGCAGCGAUGCGUCUGACCAAGAAGCUCGCAAACGUCCACGUAGAUAUUAUCGAGAAACUACCUGUGCCCUUCGGACUGAUCAGGUACGGGGUCGCGCCAGACCAUCCAGAGGUCAAAAACGUCAUUAACCAGUUCACAAAAGUCGCCCAACAGGACAACGUGAGUUUUUAUGGAAACAUUACAUUAGGUAAAGAUGUGUCAUUGCCUCAAUUAAGGCAAAAUUAUGACGCUGUGCUAUUAACUUAUGGUGCUGAGGAAGAUAAGGUGCUGGGUAUUCAAAAUGAGGAUGCUAAUAAUGUAAUUGCAGCCAGGAAUUUUGUUGGAUGGUACAAUGGUCUUCCCAGCGAUAAGGAUCUUCAAGUAGACUUAUCAAAUGACACUGCUGCUAUCCUUGGACAAGGAAAUGUUGCAUUAGAUGUUGCUAGAAUACUGCUGUCACCAAUAGACGAGAUAAAAAAAACUGAUAUAACACAACACGCACUUGAUGCUUUAGCAGAAUCUAAGGUUAGAAAUUUGUACUUGAUUGGACGUAGGGGUCCUUUGCAAGUAGCUUUUACGAUUAAAGAAUUACGAGAGCAGCUGAAAAUGAAGGAUUGUAGCACAAUUUGGAGAGAGAGUGACUUUAUCGGAGUUGCAGAUGUAGUAGCCAGUCUUCCUCGUCCGCGUAAACGGCUGACGGAGCUCAUGUUAAAAUCUUUAGAGGAAAAUAAAUUAAAGAAAGAAGACACAAAUAGUAAGAGACUAUAUCCAAUAUUUUUACGAAGCCCUAAUAAAUUUAUAAGUGAUAAAGAUAAUGUAUUAAAAGGGAUUGAAUUGUUUGAAAAUAGAUUGUAUGUAAAAGGUCCAAAUGUUGAAGAGCAAGGGUGUGUUUCUACUAAUGAGAAGGAGUUACUAGACUGUGGCUUAGCUUUAAGAAGUAUUGGGUAUAAGAGUGUGAGUGUAGAUGAGGGUUUAGAGUUGCUUCCUCAAGGAAUGGUGAAUAAUGACAAAGGGAGGAUUUUGGAUGCCCAUCCUCGGCUGGCAAAGAUGUAUGUUGCUGGUUGGCUUGGAACCGGGCCUGUUGGCGUAAUACUUCACACCAUGGGCAACGCAUUUCAAGUUGCUAACACAAUGUGUGAAGAUAUUAGCAAAUUAGAGAAUAGCAGAGCGAGGGGCGGAUUUGUCGAACUUAAAAGAAUCUUACGGAAUGAAAUAGUUGACUGGGAAGGCUGGAAGAAAAUUGAUCAAUAUGAGUUAGAGCAGGGCAAGAAAGUGGGAAAACCAAGGGAGAAAAUUUGUGAUGUGGCGAAGAUGGUGGAAAUUGCUUAUUCCUGAAAACCGUAUGGAUUGUAUUUUAUUAAGAAAGAAUUUUAUAAAUGCAAUAAAAAUGGUAA
This is a messenger RNA of Cydia amplana, 1532 nucleotides long. It is a transcript of the gene dare, whose product is annotated as NADPH:adrenodoxin oxidoreductase, mitochondrial. NCBI's taxonomy places the organism in Eukaryota, Metazoa, Arthropoda, Insecta, Lepidoptera, Tortricidae. Gene Ontology annotation, biological process: ubiquinone biosynthetic process. The record is from RefSeq and is a predicted model, not a curated record. Gene Ontology annotation, cellular component: mitochondrion. Bases 64 to 1473 code for a protein of 469 amino acids. The transcript has a single exon.